AUCAACCCUCUCUAAAGUUGCCGUCUCAGAGUCCCCACACACGUCCUCCCAUUUCUCAGCUUUUCUCCAUCGAUCGUUGCAGAAAUGGUCACCUUCUCAGAAGAAGCAGGACGCGAGGAGGGCCCAACGGAGCACUUUAGAGCCCUAACGCCAACCACCCUGCACCCUCUUUAAUUAUGCAACGAGGACCACCAAUGCUUCUUGCCAUCCUCUUGUGAAUUGUGAUCGAUCACUUCCCUCUCAAUGGAGGAUGCCACUAACAAUUGCGGCGGUGCUGGUCAAGAAGGCGAGGCGUUCAGUUGUUCGACUGACGACGAGAACAGCAGCAGAAGCUGCUCGAGCUUUGAGAGCAAGAUGGUGUCUGAUUCUGAUUCGAAACCGGACGAAGUUUCUAAGCUAAAAGGUGCAUUUCAGAUGAUGAGUGCUCGCGAUCGAGUUGUGCAAAUGAGAAAUGCUGCUUUUAUUUUACAUGCCGUUUGCAUUCGUUUAGAGAUUGAGCUGAUGAGGGAGAGGCUGUCUAAAUUGCUGCUAGGGGAAGACAUGUCAGGCUGUGGCAAAGGGGUGGGCACGGCACUGACCAUCUCCAAUGCAAUCACCAAUCUCUGUGUUUCUGUGUUUGGGCAGCUCUGGAGGUUGGAACCUCUGCCUCCUGAGAAGAAAUCGAUGUGGCGAAGGGAGAUGGAGUGGCUUAUCUGUGUUUGUGACUACAUUGUUGAACUCAUACCGUCUUCGCAAACAUCUCCUGAUGGAAGCAAGCAUGAGGUCAUGACUUGUAAGCCAAGGCCAGAUUUAUGCAUCAAUCUGCCAGCGCUCAGGAAACUGGACAAUAUGCUUCUUGAAAUACUAGAUAGCUUCAGUGAUCCAGAAUUUUGGUACGUUGAUCAGGGGAUAAUGGGAUCAGAUUCUGAUAGUUUGGCAUCUUUCAGAAAAAAGAUUCACCAACACAAUGAGAAAUGGUGGCUUCCCGUGCCUCGUGUCCCACUCAAUGGACUGAGAGAGAGCGCGAGAAAGCAUCUGCAACACAAGAGAGAUUGUGCAAACCAGAUUUUGAAGGCUUCAGUUGCAAUCAAUAGCAAUACUUUGGCAGAAAUGGAAGUUCCUGACUCUUACAUUGAUUCACUUCCUAAGAAUCUAAGAGCAAGCAUGGGCGAGUUGUUAUACCGUUAUCUUACUUCAGAACAAUUCUCACCGAAUCGCCUUCUGGAUUGUCUCGAUCUGUCCUCUGAACACCAAGCUCUUGAAAUCUCAAACCACAUUGAAGCUUCCAUAUAUGUUUGGCGUAGUCAAAAAUCAGCAAGUAGCCACCAAAAUAGCACCGCCAGAACAUCUUGGGGCCUCGUGAGGGACAUGGUCGUCGAUGCCAAAAAAAGGGCAGCAUUUGCAGAUAGAGCUGAGAACAUCUUGCUGUGCUUGAAGCAAAGGUUCCCUGGUCUAACACAAACUAACUUGGAUGUCUGCAAAAUCCAAUUCAACAAGGAUAUCGGAAAAUCCAUUCUCGAAGGAUAUUCUAGAGUACUAGAGAGCCUUGCGUUCAACAUCAUUGCUCGUAUCGAUGAAUUGCUUCGUGUAGAUGACCUUAGCAAGCAUUUGAAGAUUAGUUUUGUCGAGCCAAAGCGACCAUCAUUUCUGCACACAGUGCCUAGCUUAGACACUGCUCGUGUGACUGCUUACUCCACACAGAAUUUCUCCCCUGUAGCUGUAACUAAUCCGGCGAGAGAAGAGAGAUUCGCCAUCUUAAACGGUAAGUCCCACAAUCACGGAUUAGGCAUGAAGAAAAUCUUGACGAGUUAUUUGAGUGCCCAGGUCAAGGGAAAGAACUCUGGUAAUGUUGUUCAGUGUGCAGAAAUUUAGUGCAUGAAAGCUGAAGCUCAAGUUAUCUGAGGCCGAGUAAAAUGUGUUGAUGGAUUAUAAGUGGUGAAUGCAAAGUUACAAAUUUGUGUGUUUCACUAUUAGUGGGAGUUUAACUUGUUUGAGCGAAUGGCUUAAGAUUACUAGCCAUAGUGUGCCUCCUUGAAUGCUUGAUCAAACUUGUAUGGCACUGCAAACAUUGUGCUAGAUAAAGUUUAACUUAGUUGCA
Messenger RNA from Zingiber officinale, 2077 nucleotides. RefSeq names its product rop guanine nucleotide exchange factor 7-like. The coding region runs from base 244 to 1851 and encodes 535 amino acids. NCBI's taxonomy places the organism in Eukaryota, Viridiplantae, Streptophyta, Magnoliopsida, Zingiberales, Zingiberaceae. The transcript has 6 exons. Gene Ontology annotation, molecular function: guanyl-nucleotide exchange factor activity. The record is from RefSeq and is a predicted model, not a curated record.